Molecule: messenger RNA, 848 nt
Organism: Hymenoscyphus albidus
Lineage: Eukaryota; Fungi; Ascomycota; Leotiomycetes; Helotiales; Helotiaceae
Source: the annotation of a GenBank genome assembly
GGCAGCGUAUAAGGUUUAGAGAUUCACAACAGACCGAUCAACACUCCUUCGCAGCCCAGCCUACAGCAUACGCAGGAAUGGAAACCCAAGAUGCCUACCGACUGCGAUCGUUGAGGGAAGGGUAUGUAUCGCCUUACAUCCAAAGACAUCCUCGCAAGCCUCUCCAGGAGGGAUCAGAAUAUGGGAUCUGCCUUGAGCCCUUCACCGACGUUAUCAAACAACCUGAACUCACGACGUGGUGCUCAAUUUGUGGAGAAAAUGCGCACAAGGAAUGUGUAGAGAGAUGGCAUCUAGAGGAAGUUGGGGCUGGACGCACAUGUCCUUUCUGGUAUGUGCCUUUUUGAGCGUUAUUAUUUUGGUCAAUUGACUAAUCAAAUAUAGUUGCGGUUCCUGGUCUGGCAGCUCGCACACACGCCCAUCAAUCCAACGUGGAUUAAGAGUGGCGAUGUUAUAUCGACAGAGUUCCGCCAUGUUAGCAGAAAGACGUCGGCGCAAUUAUUCUCGUAGGCAAAACGAUGAUGCCGAUAUCAUGAUGGAGACGCUGAGCCUGACAGUUGAGAUUCGGGACUUGGAAACGUGGCCUGCUACCCAGGAACAGACAACCACAGCUGAAUCUGAUGGAGAUCCUUUCGCGCAUGAAAACGAAAUGUUUGAGAAUGGGGAUAUGUUUGGUUCUGAAGGAAACAAUGGCAAUGAUGGAGGUCGCCUGGAAUGAAAAGAAUGGAAAAGUGUUGAAGCAUACCAUGACUGGUAAUUGGCUUCGAUUUCACAACAUUUUCACUCUACACUCUAUUGGGGUUAUUGGCCUGCGUGACCUUCUUGCGCUGGAGAAUAUGCUUGGACGCUAG